UCCUCCCCGCCCUCCUCUUCACCAUGUUCCGCUUUGUCCGAAACCUCCAGUGUGUCCACCGCAAACUCCGAGUGACACAGGGCUGUCAACUAUUUGCAAAAAACUCGCUCCCGGCUGCUGCUGUUGCCAUCGGUAAAAGGAUGGCAAGUUCUGACGGAUACAGAAUCGAGUACGAUACUUUUGGUGAACUGAAGGUGCCAAAUGACCGAUACUAUGGAGCUCAGACAGUGAGAUCAAUGAUGAACUUUAAAAUCGGAGGGGCAUCUGAGAGGAUGCCAAUCCAAGUGAUAAAAGCAUUUGGCAUAUUGAAAAGAGCUGCUGCAGAAGUGAAUAUGGACUAUGGCUUGGACCUAAAGAUUGCAAAUGGUAUUAUGAAGGCAGCAGAUGAGGUGAUUGCUGGAAAAUUGGAUGAUCACUUUCCUCUGGUCGUAUGGCAGACUGGAUCUGGAACACAAACUAACAUGAAUGUGAAUGAAGUGAUCAGCAACAGAGCAAUUCAGAUUCUUGGAGGUAAACUGGGCAGCAAGGAUCCUGUCCAUCCCAAUGAUCAUGUAAACAAGAGCCAGAGUUCCAAUGAUACAUUCCCAACAGCCAUGCAUAUUGCUGCUGCUAAAGAGGUCCAUGAGGUGCUCCUGCCUGGUUUGCAGAAGCUCCAUGAUGCUCUUGACGCUAAGGCCAAGGAAUUUGCAGACAUCAUCAAGAUUGGCCGUACACAUACGCAGGAUGCAGUACCGCUGUCGUUAGGGCAGGAAUUUAGUGGCUACGUACAGCAGAUAAAAUAUGGCAUGGAACGGAUUAAGGCUGCAAUGCCAAGGAUAUAUCAGCUAGCGGCUGGUGGGACUGCAGUGGGAACUGGAUUGAACACGCGGAUAGGGUUCGCGGAGAAGGUGGCUGCCAAAGUUUCAGAGUUCACAGGUUUACCGUUUGUAACCGCGCCCAAUAAGUUUGAAGCACUUGCUGCGCACGAUGCCCUGGUCGAACUGAGCGGUGCCAUGAAUGUUGUUGCGUGCAGUUUGAUGAAGGUGGCCAAUGAUAUUCGUUUUCUGGGCUCUGGACCUCGCUCGGGUUUGGGGGAACUCAUUCUGCCUGAGAACGAGCCAGGGAGCAGCAUCAUGCCAGGUAAGGUAAACCCCACCCAAUGUGAAGCUGUUACCAUGGUAGCUGCACAGGUUAUGGGAAAUCAUGUCGCCAUUACUGUUGGAGGAAGUAAUGGCCACUUUGAGUUGAACGUUUUCAAGCCCAUGAUGAUUAAAAAUGUGCUGAAUUCAGCACAAUUGAUUGGAGAUUCAUGUGUCUCCUUCACAGACAACUGCGUGGUGGGAAUUCAAGCCAACACUGAAAGGAUUAACAAGUUAAUGAAUGAGUCAUUAAUGCUGGUGACAGCACUUAACCCACAUAUUGGUUACGACAAAGCAGCGAAGAUUGCCAAAGCAGCCCACAAGGAAGGCACAACAUUAAAAGAAAUGGCAGUCAAGUUGGGAUUCCUUACUGCAGAGGAGUUUGAACAGUGGGUCAAACCACAUGAAAUGCUGGGCCCUAAGUAAUUUUUACCAGUACUUUGACUCCAAUUGUUUCAUAAUACUGGGAAAUAAAUGUUUUGCAAAACUCCUAAUUACUGUUCUUCUGUGCAAUUUUUGUUAGCAUGGAAAAUAUUAUGGUGAGUGUACUAUUUUAAGACUGAUGAUGGGGGUGGUGUAAAGAGGAGAAACACAUGACUUGAGAUAGUAUUCAAUAUUUUGACUGCUGCAGUCGGUGCUGCUAAUUGAAGAAGUCCAUCUGGAGUUGGGUCUUCUGCCCUGUGCACUGCAUUUCAUCACAGCCAACAGAUGUAGAACUUGUACAUUGUCUGCGGUAAAUGUGAUAAACUCCGCUUCUGAAAUUGCUUUCAUUGACUUCAAGGGAACUAAAUUUGUAGCAGAUUUCAACCCUUGAGUUACCAUACCACACUUGUAAUGUAUGCUCCUGACCUGACAACAAGAACCUACCUGACUCUCCAAUAACAAAGGGAUAAGGAUGUAAUGUGCCCAAAUCACCUGAUUGGCAAGAAUCUGUUCAAACCAUCCAAAGUUGGCAAAUUAAAAUAGUUUGGGGUUUCUUUUUGGACCUGCAUACUGAACUGCCUCAAAGUGGCCUGAUUGUAGCAUACUGGACAUGUAGCAUCACACACAUGCUCCUUGUAUCCUUGGCAAUGGCAUUGUGAGGAAAGUACAGGCAGAAUUGAACAUUGUGUAGGUUGGAUCUAGGGUGUGCUUUUUUUAUUCCUAUAACUAUUCCAAUGUGCCCUGUAUUUUCCAAUGUUUAGAAAAAGGAAACCAACCAAAUUUCUAUUUUUUUUUUCCUUUUGCCUAGGGAUAAUAUAAAGAGAUUGUAACCAACACAAACAAUACAUAAAAUAAACACCAUCAUGAAAUCAUAUUCCACGAAACAAGGCUGUUGGACCCAGUGUCCCUCAGACGGCUCCGUAAUACCUGUCUAAUUCCCUGCCCUGCUCUUCUGCCAUCUCCAGGAAUCCAUCAGACAAACAGUGGAACCUGUUAAUCCUUGCUCUCUUGCCACAAAGUCUCUAUUGACUUUUGAUCUCUUUUGCCCCAUAUCUUACGAAUUGCACUGGUUUCUGAUGGUUGCUAUCUUGCUCCGCUCUUUCUUUCCCUGUCUAACCUUAACACUAUGUCUGCAUCCUCAAUGUCACAGCAACCACACAUUGUGACUUUUAUUUGGCUACUGCAUCAGAAAAUUUUUAGCAAUCACACACAUUAAAUUUGGAAGUCAAAUUACCUAACUGUUGAACACAGGUUCAGAAUGCAGUAUAAUAUUCUUUAGCAUCUGGCUUGACCUGAUUGAGUAUCACAGCCCAGCCUUUUGCCAUUAGUCCCAUAUUCCAUGGCCUCUGUGGUUCUCUGAUGUUCUUGUGGGUUGACCAUUUUGCAUCCUGCAUGAUAAAAUGUCACUGAACCAAGUUCAAUGUGAAAUAUUACAGCCAAGGAGACAUAUUACAGGUGAUGUAACUUACUGAUGAAACCUUGCCACAUUCAUUAAAUAGAAAUUGAGUAUUGGAAAUAAGUUCCAAACAUAUUUUACAGAAAUAUAACAGAAGGUGAGAGGUAACUUAAACAUCUGAGCAAUGUAUUGUACUCAACAUUUGCAAACAGUGUGAUUGCUAUAGAACUUGAUCUGUUAUAUUUUGAGAAAUAAAGUUUAAUAAAUGGCC
This is a messenger RNA of Pristis pectinata (smalltooth sawfish), 3208 nucleotides long. It is a transcript of the gene fh, whose product is annotated as fumarate hydratase. Bases 24 to 1544 code for a protein of 506 amino acids. Gene Ontology annotation, molecular function: fumarate hydratase activity. The record is from RefSeq and is a predicted model, not a curated record. Gene Ontology annotation, biological process: tricarboxylic acid cycle; malate metabolic process; fumarate metabolic process. The transcript has 10 exons. Gene Ontology annotation, cellular component: tricarboxylic acid cycle heteromeric enzyme complex; mitochondrion. NCBI's taxonomy places the organism in Eukaryota, Metazoa, Chordata, Chondrichthyes, Rhinopristiformes, Pristidae.